Molecule: messenger RNA, 1497 nt
Organism: Aureobasidium vineae
Lineage: Eukaryota; Fungi; Ascomycota; Dothideomycetes; Dothideales; Saccotheciaceae
Source: the annotation of a GenBank genome assembly
AUGCGUUCAAAGACGAACAUCGCUCUCGGCCUGGCCGCCACUGGAUCACUGGUCGCCGCCGGUCCCUGCGAUAUCUACAAGAAUGGCGGUACCCCUUGCGUAGCUGCUCACGGCACUACUCGCGCGUUGUACGAUGCCUACACUGGCCCUCUUUACCAGCUGAAGAGAGGCUCCGACGGAUCCACCACUGACAUCACUCCCUUGUCUGCUGGUGGUGUCGCCAAUGCUGCUGCUCAAGAUUCUUUCUGCAAAGGCACUACUUGCCUCAUCAGCAUCAUUUACGAUCAAUCCGGCCGUGCAAACCAUCUUUACCAGGCUCCCAAAGGUGCCUUCAGCGGACCAGAUGUCAAUGGAAACGACAACCUGGCAGGUGCUAUUGGAGCUCCAGUAACGCUGGGCGGCAAGAAGGCAUACGGUGUGUUCGUCUCGCCCGGCACUGGUUACAGAAACGACGAAGUCAGUGGCACAGCUACUGGCAACAAACCCGAGGGCAUGUACGCAGUUCUCGAUGGAACUCACUACAAUGACGCCUGUUGCUUUGAUUACGGAAAUGCCGAGACAAGCAACACGGACACGGGUAACGGCCACAUGGAAGCAAUCUACUAUGGCAACAAUACAGUUUGGGGCAGUGGCUCUGGCAGCGGCCCUUGGCUCAUGGCCGACCUUGAGAACGGCCUCUUCUCUGGCCAGGGUACCAAGCAAAACACUGCCGACCCUUCGAUCUCCAACAGAUUCUUCACUGGAAUGGUCAAGGGAGAGCCUAACCAGUGGUCGCUUCGCGGCGGCAAUGCUGCAUCUGGUUCUUUGUCGACUUACUACAGUGGUGCUCGCCCCACAGUUGGUGGCUACAACCCCAUGAGCCUCGAGGGCGCCAUCAUUCUUGGUAUUGGUGGUGAUAACAGCAAUGGUGCUCAGGGCACUUUCUACGAGGGAGUCAUGACCUCGGGCUACCCGUCUGAUGCCACCGAGGCCUCGGUACAGGCCAACAUCGUGGCUGCCGGCUAUGCCACCACGUCCUUGAACACAAAGCCUCUCACCGUGGGCAACAAGAUCUCCAUCAAGGUGACGACUCCCGGUUACGACACACGCUAUCUCGCCCACAGCGGAGCCACUGUCAACACACAAGUCGUCUCAUCAUCCAGCGCCACUGCUCUCAAGCAGCAAGCCAGCUGGACCGUCCGCACCGGCCUCGGUAACAGCGGCUGCUACUCAUUCGAGUCUGUCGACACACCCGGAAGCUUCAUCAGACACUACAACUUCGCACUCCAGCUCAACGCCAAUGACAACACCAAGGCCUUCAAGGAAGAUGCGACUUUCUGCUCGCAGACCGGACUUGUUACCGGCAACACGUUCAACUCAUGGAGCUACCCUGCCAAGUUCCUUCGCCACUACAACGAUCUUGGGUACAUUGCGAACAACGGAGGCGUUCACGAUUUCGACUCUGCUACUGGCUUCAACAACGAUGUCAGCUUUGUCGUUGGCACCAGCUUUGCUUAG